ACGAGGCCACUGUGACCUUUGACACAUGGGUGAAGGUCAUAGUAAUCUUCACGAGCGGUAAAUUUCAAAUCACAACUUCCGGAAGAUACAGCACGUCUACUUGAUCUCAUCUCCGACCUACUUUCAUCGAGAUGACAUGAUUACUAUUUAACUCAUGGCUUACAACAAAUCAGACCGUUGUUCUACAUGCCUGGGGCAUUGCUCUGACUCUGUUACUGUUGGCCAUAACCCAAUCCUGUUGCCCUGUGGUCACCAAAGCUGUUCCAGGUGUCACCAAACGCAAUGGCUGACUUCGGAAAGAAACGACAGCGAGGAAAUUGACUGCAUCAAGUGCACCUUGGCAGCACUGAGUGAGCAGAGCAGUGAACGACACGACCUGCUGAUGAGUAACCAUACACUGUUCGGAUUGGCCAAUGUCGGAGCCGUAAUCAGAGGAGCCGCGGGAACACACACAAAGGUUGACAGUGCUGAUAGCACAAAUCCUCAGUUAGCCUGGAAGGACACUUGCACACCAGGAGCUUGCCCCCAGUACCACAGGCAGAUUUACAACCACCGAAACUGGUCUGGUCCCGCGGAUAUCCUCCAAACAAAGCAUGAGAUUGGAUGGAAUGGUACACAAUCUUGUCAGCCAUCCACGGACAUGACACUGGUGACCAGGGAACUAGAAUCGGACAAUGAGCUAAAAGACACGACGCUUAACAUUAAAGACAUGUCUUCAGUCUGUGGAGAAGUACUGAGGUUCACUCCGUUGGAUCCAAAAAAGAAACAUCAUAAAAAGUCCAAGAAAAAUAAAAAGGAAACAAAGCAGUUGUUAUCUCCUGAGAAGUCUUCAAAAGACACCACUGCGCAUGUAACAAACAAAACAGAAGCCCCGGAUCUCAUACAGCCUUCAGAUUCUAAACCCCGAAUACAAACAUACAAUGAAAAGACACAUACAAAUGUAUCCACAAAGGCGCACACAUCAACACAUGGUCAGGAUAGUACGUGUGGACAAAAUGUAAUGGAGGACCAUGCAACCAGUGAUAAUCACAACCAAUCAACAAGCAGAUCACACCAUCAUCACAAACGUUCACAUAAGAAAUCAAAGAAAAAAAAGAAAAACAAAGAGAAAAAAAGGACCAAGUCGAGGCAAGACACAUCACUUAAUGAAACGUCUAACCCUGAAUGCAAAACAAACAUAAAAGUAAAAGAGACGGAAUCAUCACCACAACUGGUUCACCUUAUUGCAUGCAAAGAGGAUCAUGGAAACACUGAGGAAGAUAAGUUAUAUAUUGCUGAAAAUAGUGAAGGGGAUAAGCUAUCCAAUCCUGGUAAAAACCAGGGGGAUAAAGUAUAUGCUGAUAGAAAAAUGGAGAGGGAUAAGUUGUCGAUUGCUGAAAAUGGCAAAGGGGAUAUAUUGUAUAGUUCAGGAAAAAGUGAGGUGGGUAAAUUCUCAAUUGCUGGGUAUAGUGAGAGCGAUAAGUUGUCUAUUGAUGGGGAUAUAGAGGGGGAUACACUGCCCGUUGCUGGAAAAGAUGGAAGUGAGUCGGAGGAAGUCACACUCCAUUGUUUAUCAUGUGUGUCGUUAGACGCAUGUGCCUCUUCCACCCGAUUCAGUUCACCUAUGUCGCUCGAUGACUAUCAGUUGAAAAAUCUAUUGGAGGACAAAGAUAUUCCGGAGCUGGAAGUUCAGAACUGGGAGGAUAAUGACAAAGAUAACACCGAACUGGAGGUUCAAAACUUGGGAGACCAUCACAAAAAGCGUAGCCCAGCCAGAGAUGGUCAUUCCCCAACUUUCCUUUGUAGCUCUUUCCCAACCCAAGACUUAAGGAAAUUCAAAGAGUUUCAUGAACGAAAUACUGGAAAGUCUGAGUUUUAUCAAGAAUCCACAUUAGAACCUGACAUCACUGUAAAUCCGUUAGCAGAGACUGAGCAAGAUAGAUCUGAAACAAGCAGUGACAGGCUGUCAUUGGACGGCAGUAUACUGGACAGGUCAGGGAUCCUGUACUAUGAUCCAAUUGAUGACAGUGACGAGGAUAGACUUGUGAUUAUUUCCAGGGUUACGUCAGAGGCUUCCUUAAUUGAGGAUCAAGCAGCCGUACUAGACUCAAACACCAAAGAAACUGUGUCUGGGAUUGAGUUCUUAUCGGCUUCAAAUUGUGACUCUCGGAUGGCUAUGGGUGCUGAAGAAAUUACGAUGCAACAGGUGGAUAAAGCACAUGGUGUUCUCACUGCUGCAAAAGACCAAGUGAAAGCAAUUCAUUCUGAUACGCAUGUGUCAUUGGCAGUCAAGAAAGAAGACCAAUCAUCUAUAACAUGUAAUAUUUCACAGGAAAGGGACUCUCAUCUUGUAACAACUGAAGUUGAUCAUGACCAAUUGCUGCAAUCGUACCUGCAGUACUUAAGUGAAAAAUCCAACAAUUUCAUCGAUACAGGCAAGGAAGAAGACAAAGAAUUACAGUUGCAAGAACAGAACUUGGUCAAAGGAUUUCAGGAAAGUUACACCACAAGUCUAAUCUGCAGCCAACUGGCAAAUACAGCUCUGAACAAAAUUAAAGAAACAAGGGACAGUCAAAAGGGGCCAUACCAACUGUCAGCAAAGAUGUUGACAGGUGUUCUCAAUAUUCUUGUGCAGCAGGCAAACCUGGCAUCAACAAUAUGUAGUGAACUAUUAUACAGUACAGAGAAAAAGCAGGCAGAACUCCUGGAAGUAUCAGAUGCGACAUCGACACCGGAUAACAUUGCAGAGGAUGUCACUAAAAAGGCAGGUGAUAACCAAAUCCGCGUAGGUGCAGAAACAUAUGCAACAAUUAACAUUGCUCUAGGGAAUAUAAGUGGUACUUCUGAUCUUGGUAACAAUUCUCAUAGUUUAAACGCAAGUAUAUCAAGUAGUAACGCAUAUACUGAAGAGGUCCUAGCAGAUGCCGUACAAUUCAGUAUCAAGCAGGAGCAGAUCUGUUCCGAAAGAUAUCAUCUUUCGUCGACAGUACCAUCCAGCAAACCAUCUUUAUUAAAAGAAACAUCAACAUGCAACGCAACGAAAGAUAGUAGUGGAUGGAAUAUGUCAACUGAUAUAAACGAUUCAUCUAAUCCUAAAUCAGUUAUCAUUUUGGAAAACGGAAACCAGGCAACCACCUACACAAAAAUUUCAAAAUCUACAGACAAGUCUGACAAAGACAAGUCUAGCGAAGAUUCUUUGUCAAAUAUUUUUUCCAAUUUGGACACUAAACAACAUGCUGUCAGAAGCGUAUCGCGAGCAUCCAUUAGAGAAGCUAAGGUUUGUAUUCAUAAGGCAAAUAGUGCCAAAACAAAAUAUGUCCAGCAAUAUCAAGAAUGUAGUCACAAGGACAGUGCUAAAAAAACGAAUCACAGCUCCACCCGCAGUUUUGUUCACAGCAAGAUGCUGGACAUUCCGUGCUAUAGACACAAGGGGAAAGGAAAGAAACAUACAGUCGAUGAAAAAGACGUAUCAAGGAGUGAUUUACCAACUGGUGGAAGAAAAGACGAGGUAAAGGUUAUGGUCUCAAGUAGCCAGUCAAAGUUAAGUGAUCUGACCUCAGUUCACAAAAUAACACCAAAUUUGUCGGAAGACGGUAUACGACAGGCCAGUCUUGGGACCCAGGUGACUGAAAGCGACAUAAAAACAGUAGGAUACAAACCCGACAGAAGCAAAGGGCAAACGCCAGAGAACUUUGAACAAAGAUCUGUAAAAAGCAACAAACAUAACACAACGGACAAAAACAGCACCCACUCGGGCAAGAACAUCGACAAGGACAGGGAGUCAAAUAAUCUUAACAACAACCAGCCAAAGCCGCCGAAUGGGAAGAGAAAUUUGUUUGAUUCGAUUCUUCUCGAGAUUGAAGAAGGAGUCGUAGAGUCACCUUGCAAGUAUAGAAAACUUCAGUUCGGAAAACUUCCACAAUCUCACGCUGAAGAUGGUAACCACCUGGACACUCCGGGCAGCUUUGGUAAAGUGUCAAUAGACACAGCCGGGACUAUUUCCCUUUCUAAACAAAAAUGCAGGAAUGAGGUAAAUACUAGGCAGGGGAGUGAGAUUAGACACAAAAGCAAGGAAACUCCUCAGUCACUCUCCAAUAAACUUGCAGGCAAUGCGUCAGCAGUAGUUCCAUCUCCAAAGGCAACUCCAGAAAUCAAACUGACAAGCAUAAAGUCUUCUACAAGAAGGGGGUCAUCAUCUUUACCAACUUCCCAUCGCGACUCUGAUAGCAAAGACAGAAGCAAAUCAGGAAGUAAGUAUCACUCUAGCUGUUGCAGUAGUCGUCACAGAGACUCAAGUAGCAAUCACAAGAACAGAGGCUCCGACAGGAAAGCAACACAAGGCCCAAGCGUUUCAGGGAAUGUGUACGUCGUCAUUCAUGGCAGUAAACGUGAUAUUUGUAUACAGACAGACCUUCAGAAUGUUCAUCAAACGCCCGGGAAAAGUAAAAGGAAACUUGACAUGAAUAAAGGAGACACAAUCUCACAACCCAGUAAAGCUACAGGGGAUGCAGUUCACAGUAUAAGGGAAGGUAUUAGUAAGGAAAAAGAACAAUACACGGUAAACAGGAUUAAAUCUAAAGAUAAAGAAAAAAUGAAAGAAAUAAACAAUGGUUUAGAAAGAGAAACUGUCUCAAAAAAUAAGACUGCUGAAGAUCAUGGGGAAAAUUCGUCAAAGCUACAAUGCCCAAAGGUAGAUAAACAGAGCGAGAGACAUUUUCCCAGAAGCUAUCACACUGGACCUCAGCGGGAAUUAGUAAAACAGCAAAGUGGCGACUCCGAGUCGAGCUGCAUCGUGCCCUGCGACGGUGUUACAGCACAAUCUUUGGUAUGGAAGUCUUGUGAUGAGGAACAUUCAUCAGACCUGAAGACAUUAGAUGUGAAUCAAGGCUGCAGCGAUCUUUUAAAACCAAUUCACCGGUGUAGCAAACCUACUAGCUCCAUGGUUCUAAAAGGUGUUGAAAACGAUGCUGGCUUCCUUACCCCACAAGAUGAGACCCGCACACGGCGAGACCAAACCAGGGAUGAAGAGAUAUUUGCGUGUCUUUCUUUCUCAGACAGCGACGAUGAUAUACCAUUGGCCCUCAUUCUAGAGAAUCUGAGGGCAGACAAGCGAAAAGACACCAAUACAGCGACUAGUGUAAAUGACUUGGAGGAUGAUCAGCUGCCAAAAAUGGCAGUUCCUUAUACAUCAAAACACACAAAACAUAGUCAACGACGUUCACGAUGUGACCGACCAGGUCUCAAAACCUACUUAGAGAUCCGCAACUCAAUGUCAGGAAAGUACCUGGAAACAGGUAUCUCACUGUCAGGUAAUUCCAUUGAAAAGCAUUCAUGUAGCGAGACUCCAGAUAUCACUUGGAGGAAUUCAUUGAUGCCUCCUCCACUAGAAGCUGUCAGGAGAUCGAAAUCACGCGAGAACGCCACAAUGUCAACAUCAACUGACAGUCGAGCUUUGUCAGCUCCAAGAACCACCCCAUCGGGAUCAGAAGCCACAUCAGGGAACCUGUCCUCGGACAGUACACACGCGUCUGACCCGAAACAGGGCCACCUCUCUGAUGUUGAGAGUUAUAAAGGGAAUAAAGCAGAGCAAGGAAGUUACAGCAGCAAAAAGAAGAAACGACAUCGGCGGAGGAAGAGUGAAAAGCCCGUGGUUAGUUCGUCUUCGGAAGAGUGUAUACCCAAAGGUAGGAGACGGGGAUUCCAGUGGAGGCAGGAGUGCCUGCGGAUACUGGACAGAGUGUACAACCAUCACUUCAGUGAACCCUUCCGCCAUGAGGUGAAGUCCAAGGAUAUACCCGACUACUACAAGAUCGUCAAAAGGGGAAUGUGUUUUGAUAUCAUUGGCUACAAGUUGCGAUGCAAUAUUUACGAAGAACUGAGGGAUUUCUUCCUUGAUGUUCGUCUUGUGUUUGAAAACUGUCGACUGUACUACAAGCCACAGUCUCCCAUCUAUCGGGCAGGUCUGGUAGUACGGUACUUCUUCCGCAAGAUAGCAAAGGAGGUCCUCAUGCCUCGCACAACCGCCAUGUCAAGGCAUCCUAGUUGAAGAAGCGAAAAACAUGGAACCAUUCUACUAGCCAAAUGAACCAGGCAGUGCUGGGCCUCAUCAACGUCAGGACCAACUUUUCCAUGCGUCUUUCAUUCUUUGAUCAAUUUAUUGAUAUAGAUCGGAUUCAUACAAAUGAUUAUGUAUAGGAAGACUGGUCAAGUACAUCAUUAAAGUUUCUUAAAUGACACACUCAGUAUGGUGUGAUUGUAACCAGAAAAAGAAAAUCACAUUAUGUAACGAUUGGUACUGGAUAAAUUUGUUAUUGACAAACUCAGUACUAAAUUAAGGUUGUUGCAGCCGUUACAGGCAAAGUACGAAAUAAUUGUGACCAAGGUCGGUAAUAAAUUAUUGUUACAA
Mizuhopecten yessoensis (Yesso scallop) is the source of this 6385-nucleotide messenger RNA. RefSeq lists its product as uncharacterized. Gene Ontology annotation, molecular function: protein binding. Bases 155 to 6025 code for a protein of 1956 amino acids. The transcript is spliced from 9 exons. The record is from RefSeq and is a predicted model, not a curated record. NCBI's taxonomy places the organism in Eukaryota, Metazoa, Mollusca, Bivalvia, Pectinida, Pectinidae.